AUGGCGUACUACGGGAGGAUACGUCUCUUCACGAUGCUCUCGCUUCUUGGUAUCGCAAACGCCGCCAUUCAGAAUACGUUGUUCCAAAGGAGGCCGCUAGUGCCUCAGGCGCCGAUCCCGUACCAAGAAACCUAUGGUCCGAACGGUGUGACGGUCAACAUCAGCACGGUGUACUACUUUGACCAGCUCAUCGACCAUAGCAACCCGAGCCUUGGUACUUUCCAACAGCGGUACUGGACUUCAAAUGAGUUCUACCAGACUGGUGUGUGCCCCGAGUCCUUCAACAUGUCUUUGGAUUCUGGUCUAACCAAGCUGUGUCCCGUAGGCGGACCAGUUAUCUUGAUGACUCCCGGAGAAGUCAAUGCUGACGGCUACCAGAGCUAUCUGACAAACGAAACUGUGAACGGCAUGAUCGCACAACAGCAGAACGGCGCCACAGUCGUUGUAGAGCACCGCUUCUUCGGCUUCUCAAACCCAUACGACAAUCUCACCUCGCAAAGUCUGGAGGUCCACACCGUCGAGCAGGCUGUGCAGGACCUGGUCUACUUCGCGCAGAACGUUGAUCUGCCCUGGCAAGGUGGUGACUCGGUUAAGCCGGACAAAACGCCGUGGGUCUUGGUUGGCGGAAGUUACUCGGGUGCAUUGACGAGUUGGACAAUGGUCAGCCAGCCUGGUGUCUUUUAUGCAGGAUAUGCCUCUUCCGGUGUGGUGGAAGCAAUUACCGACUACUACGGUUACUAUACGCCUAUCCGGGAAUAUAUGCCCCAGAACUGCUCAGCUGAUGUUGAAGCGGUAAUCUCAUUUCUCGACGGUCUAUAUGGUUCCAACAACCAGACAGGCAUUCAAGCCCUCAAGGAGGCCUUUGGAGUACUCGGCGCCUUGGCUCACACCGAUGACUUUGCCGCAGCUCUACAAGGCAAUCUCUUCAACUGGGUGGAUCUUCAGCCUUAUUCGGGUGGCGGUCAACUGUUCUUCGAGUUUUGCGAUGCCUUGGAAGUCAAGGAUGGUAUCAGCGCUGGCACAUCUGGAUGGGGUCUCGACCAUGCGAUUGAGGCUUGGGGCAAUUACUGGAACACCACUUAUUACUCAUACGUCUGCGGGACUGCCGAUGCUGAAUGCAACGAGGUUGGAUAUUACUACCAAAACGGCCCUCCCGAAGGCCAACCCGCUAUCGUCAGUAGAAUCCUCCAACCCGUUUACCAAGAGCGUUUAUGCGUCAACUACUUUCCAGAUAAAUUCUCGACGCCCCUUACACCUGCUGCCAACGCGAUCAAUGCCAAGUAUGGCGGGUGGAACGUCAAUGUCGAUAGACUCUUCUUCGCCAAUGCCCUGCGUGACCCAUGGCGCGAAGCAACUGUCUCCGCUGACGGGCUUAACAAGGAAAACACGACGACACAGCCGAUCUACGAAAGCGAUGGGUUCCAUUGCUCAGAUCUUCUCAUAUACAACGGUGUCAUCGAUGCCACUAUCCUCACUGUCCAGGAGGCAGGUUUGGCGUACAUGAAAGAGUGGUUGGAAGCGUACGGAUCUUAG
This is a messenger RNA of Coniophora puteana RWD-64-598 SS2, 1533 nucleotides long. RefSeq lists its product as uncharacterized. The record is from RefSeq and is a predicted model, not a curated record. Gene Ontology annotation, biological process: proteolysis. Bases 1 to 1533 code for a protein of 510 amino acids. Gene Ontology annotation, molecular function: serine-type exopeptidase activity; dipeptidyl-peptidase activity. NCBI's taxonomy places the organism in Eukaryota, Fungi, Basidiomycota, Agaricomycetes, Boletales, Coniophoraceae. The transcript is spliced from 10 exons.